CUUCUUUAUUAUCUUCCUUUUCCUUUUUUCUUUCUCUUCUUCCAUAACACCACCAUUAUUACUACAAUUACUACUGCCAACAACCAUGCUGCGCGUCUACUCCAUUAUGCAUCUUGAGCAAGUCUGGACAAAACCUGGCGUACCAUUCGAGGAUGAAGAGUACCAUCAUCAUCAUCAUCGGCAGAAUCGAACUGAGGAAGAAGAAGGUGCCUUAUCACCCACGUUGGACGUUGUUCAUGAGGAGCCCGAGGAACUUACAGCAACCGUUGCCAAGCAACCAGAAGAGCCACAGCAACAACAAGUGCUAUCCGUUGCCACAGCAACACCCAACCCCACUGAAGCAUCGACCGUUUUUGAGCAACAAGAGCAACAAGAGUCAGAUCAAAAGAAGGAGACGGAUGACAAGGCUAACAAAGUACCUGUCAAACAAGAACAGCCUGCUCCUGUUCCUGUUGAAAAAGAAGAACCCAAAAAACAAGAAAUAGUACAUCAACAACGGGACACCAAGCGUGAUAGCAAAGUAUCAACCAUGAGCAAAGAUUCCAGCUUUGUAUUGACUACGAUCGCCGAAGAAGGAGCUGCUGCUGUUGGCGGCCAACAACGUCGUACAAGCCAGAGCAGCGGUUCCAGCAGCAGCAACCGAAGCAAACGAAGCUCCGAUUUCAGAAAAUUCAUAAGCAACAUGGCACCACCUUUGUCAAUGACAAGAACGUCCUCCAAGGACAACGACUCUUCUGCUGCCUCGAUACCACCAACCCCGAUCUCCUUGAAGCCCAGCCGAUCGUCGCAAAUCCAAGGCAAAUUGAAUAACCAGCGCAAGAACAUCGGCAAAAAGCUCAAGCGUGCCUUCUCAGGCACGAGUAACGGCAGCAAUAGAGAGAGUUCCAAGAAGCGAUCUACUUUGUAGAAAGUAAUCUCUCCCACCCCCCCAUCAUCAUUAUCAUUUAUAUAUUUUUCAAAACAACAACAGACCACUCAAACAGAACACAAAAAAAUGGAUAUCCUAUUUAUUACGUAGUAUAAUAUAAAACACCCGUCUCUUCUUCUUGUUCUUCUUUUACUCUCCUCCUUCCUAUACAUAUAUAUUCUCCUUAUGUGAUUGUAUUCAUAACUUUAUCAUAGCAUCUUUAAGUAUUAUCAUUAUUAUAUAUAGUUCUUUUAUAUAUUUUUCUUCAUUAAAAGCCAACGCUCUUUAUCUAAC
Molecule: messenger RNA, 1201 nt
Organism: Zychaea mexicana
Lineage: Eukaryota; Fungi; Mucoromycota; Mucoromycetes; Mucorales; Lichtheimiaceae
Exons: 2
Coding region: 86-907 (273 amino acids)
Source: RefSeq, a predicted model, not a curated record